Molecule: messenger RNA, 786 nt
Organism: Ophidiomyces ophidiicola
Lineage: Eukaryota; Fungi; Ascomycota; Eurotiomycetes; Onygenales; Onygenaceae
Gene: PRE4
Product: Proteasome subunit beta type-7
Exons: 3
Coding region: 1-786 (261 amino acids)
Cellular component (GO): proteasome core complex
Source: RefSeq, a predicted model, not a curated record
AUGGACCACUAUCCAGAAGCUUGGGGACGACCUAGAAACGAUGUUUACGGCUCUUAUGACCAUUCUCGUCUCCAGACUACAGGGUCCCUAUCCCAUACACAAUCUCCAAUAGUCACGGGAACCUCUGUUCUUGCGGUUAAGUUUAACGGUGGAGUUGUUAUGGCUGCUGAUAAUCUUGCUUCCUAUGGUUCCCUUGCCCGUUUUCAGGAUGUGAAGCGCCUUCGCAUUUUUGACAAUACAUCUGUCGUCGGUUUCGGUGGCGACGUCUCUGACAUGCAAUACAUUGAUCGUGUUUUAAAUUCCCUUGAUAUUACAGAGAACUAUGCUUCCUACGGUCAACAUACCCUUACUGCCAAGAAUCUACAUACCUACCUCUCGAAAUUGCUUUACAAACGUCGUUCAGAAUUUAACCCUCUGUGGAACCAUAUUUUAGUGGCCGGCUUUGAUCAAGAGGGCAUACCGUUCUUGAGCUCGGCGGACUUACUAGGCACUACCUUUUCGGCCUCAUCGUUGGCUACGGGUUUCGCUGCGCAUCUGGCCAUUCCGAUUUUGCGAAGAUUAUUUCCUGAGGACAUGCCAAUAGAAAGCAUUACAAAAGAGCAGGCUGUUAAUGCGGUUAAGGAAUGUAUGAAAGUUCUUUACUAUCGCGACGCAAGAAGUCUAGACAAAUAUUCCAUCGUUGUCAUUACGAAGGAUGGUGUUGACUUGAAGGAGGAUGAACAUCUGGAAAAACAAAGCUGGGAAUUUGCGAGUGGCAUAAAGGGAUAUGGUGCCCAAGUCGAGUGA